UGGCGAGCCUGUGGAGGCAGAAAAGUUGCUGAGUCCUGGAAGAGAGAGAGAGGGAAAGAAGGAAGGAAAGAAAGGAAGAGAAGGUGCUCUUCUUAGGACCGCCUCUGUGUGUGCAAAACAGGGACACCGGGCUCAGCGAAGGUGGAAAAUGGAGAGAGGUCGGAGUUCUGAUUGAAGCGGGGCCUUGGAGAAGACGCCAAAAGUUUGGGAGACUUCCAGAGCGCAGCGCCAUGGACGGGCUUCUUGCUGAGGCUUAAAGAAGGAACAGACCCCCCUUUUCCCUCCUUCCCCUUCUCCUCUCCUCUCUUCUUCUUCCUCCGACUUCAUUCCCUCCCUCUCUCCCUCGUUUCUCUCUCUCUCUCUCUCUGCUUUUGCCUGGCUUGCUGUGACCUGUUGGCCGGAGCAGCAGGAAUGCGCCCCAGUGCGCCUCUCUCGCCGGCGGCCUUUGCUCGAGAUUUUUAAACCCCGCGAAGAGCCGGAGAAGGGGGCCAUCGGACUGGGUCGCCUUCUGGCCUCCAACUGGAUCCGUCAUGUCCCGGCGGGGGAGGAAGAGCGGGCUUCUCCAGCCUUACUACCCGGCCGCCGCCGCCUACUACCUCUGCCUCCUCUCCUCCUUCUUGCACAGCACCGCCCGAGGUCUCAAUAUUUGCACAAGUGGCAGUGCCACCUCCUGUGAAGAAUGCUUGCUGGUUCAUCCCAAGUGUGCCUGGUGUUUUAAAGAGGAAUUUGGAAGCAAAAAAUCCAUCACUUCAAGAUGUGACUUCAUAGAGAAUCUAAUUGCCGGUGGUUGUGCAGAGCACAUUGAGAAUACAACCAGCAGUAUUAAUACAGUGAAGAACCUUCCUUUGAGCAGUAAAGGCUCCAGUGGAGCUAAUUCAGAUGUUACCCAGAUAAUGCCUCAAAAGAUCUUGUUGAAUCUGCGGCCUGGUGACCCAGCGUCUUUUCAAGUGCAGGUUCGACAAGUGGAAGACUAUCCUGUGGAUCUGUAUUAUUUAAUGGAUCUCUCCCUCUCCAUGAAAGAUGAUCUGGACACUAUUCGGAACUUGGGGACCACCCUGGCCGAAGAGAUGGGAAAGCUGACCAGCAAUUUCCGCCUUGGCUUUGGGUCUUUUGUGGAUAAGAACAUUUCUCCCUUUUCCUACACAGCACCCAGAUACCAGAACAAUCCAUGCAUAGGUUACAAGCUAUUUCCAAGCUGCGUUCCAUCCUUUGGAUUUCGGCAUCUUUUGUCCCUCACAGAUAAAGUUGACAGGUUCAACGAGGAAGUUCAGAAACAGAAAGUUUCCCGCAACAGGGAUGCCCCAGAAGGUGGUCUUGAUGCCAUCUUACAGGCUGCUGUGUGUGAGAAGGAGAUUGGAUGGCGGAAGGAGGCCUCUCACUUGUUGGUCUUCACAACAGAUGAUGUCCCACACUUCGCACUGGAUGGGAGGCUGGGCGGAUUGGUGCAGCCACAUGAUGGGAACUGUCACCUAAAUGAAGCCAAUGAAUACACUGCUGCAAAUCAGCUGGAUUAUCCUUCCCUUGCACUCCUUGGAGAGAAGCUAGCGGAGAACAAUAUCCACCUAAUUUUCGCAGUGAUAAAAAAUCACUAUGUUCUUUACAAGAACCUUACAGCUCUUAUCCCUGGAACGACAGUGGAGAUUUUGUAUCCAGACUCCAGAAAUAUUAUCCAGCUCAUAGUCAAGGCCUACAAUAGUAUUCGGUCUAAAGUAGAAUUAACUGUUUGGGACAACCCUGAGGACAUCAACUUGGGUUUCACAGCUACGUGUCAAGAUGGUUUGUCCUACCCUGGAGUCAGGAAGUGUGGAGAUCUUCAGAUAGGAGACACAGUUUCCUUUGAGGUAUCAGUAGAAGCCCGGGGCUGUCCUGCAGAGAACACCUCCCAUACAUUUACUAUCAAACCAGAUUGGUUUCGGGACACUUUAGAGGUGACUGUGACGUACAACUGCACCUGUGGCUGCACCAAGCAGACUGAGCGCAACAGCAGCAAGUGCAGUGGGAAUGGCACACAUGUGUGUGGAUUAUGUGACUGUGACCCAGGCCACGUGGGUGCCAAGUGCGAAUGUGAGGAGGGAGAGAGUGGCAGCAUGUAUCAGAACAUGUGCCGGGAGGCCGAAGGGAAGCGUGUCUGCAGUGGCCGAGGAGAGUGCUCUUGCAACCGCUGUGUCUGCUCCGAGAGUGAAUUUGGGAAGGUCUAUGGUUUGUUCUGUGAGUGCGAUGACUUUUCCUGUCCAAGAUACAAAGGCAUUCUCUGCUCAGGUCAUGGAGAAUGCCACUGCGGGGAAUGCAAGUGCCACCGUGGUUACGUUGGGGACAACUGCAAUUGCUCAAUAGAAACACAGGCAUGCCUUUCAAACGAUGGCCAGAUGUGCAGUGGAAGAGGGAACUGCAUCUGUGGGAAAUGCCAGUGCACAGAGCCUGGCGCUUUUGGGGAGACUUGUGAGAAGUGUCCCACCUGCCCAGGUGUCUGCAGCACUAAAAGGGAUUGCAUUGAGUGUAUGCUGUUUAACUCGGGAAGGCUGGCUGACAACCAAACCUGCCAAAAACACUGCAGGGACGAGAUCAUUACACGAGUGGACGUUCUCAAAACCGAUGACCCGCACUCGGUGCUGUGUGCCUACCCAGUGAAGGACUGUGUGAUGAAGUUCACAUAUUCAGAACUUGCCAAUGGAAAGACCAAUAUCACCGUUCUCAAAGAACCAGAAUGCAGUACAGCCCCUGACGCCAUGAUGAUCUUACUAGCAGUUGUAGGCAGCAUUGUCUUCCUGGGCCUUAUCCUCUUGGCCAUUUGGAAACUGCUGGUCACUAUUCAUGACAGGCGGGAAUUUGCAAGGUUCCAAAGCGAGCGUUCCAGAGCAAGAUAUGAAAUGGCUUCAAACCCUCUUUACCGCAAGCCCAUUUCCACACACAGCUUAGACUUCACAUUCAACAAGCUCAACAGGACCUAUAAUGGAACAGUUGACUGAUGAGAAUUCUAGAAGAUGAUGGAUAAGAGAAAUGGGAAGGUUUGAUCAUUGCUUGGCUUCCUCAGCGCUUCCCUGAUGGACAACAGAUUCUCUGCAGGGGGACAGUAUCUUAAAACGAGGCUUGGCCAUCCGGCAUGGGUUUUUAUUUGCACGUUAAGGACAGAGAGACAGUGCCCCAUCUGCUCUUCAUAUCUUUAAGCCAUUCUCGUUCGCCUGGAUCCCUUUUGAUGCCUUGGAAAUGCCAGAAAUUCAAACAGCGUGCCAUAUUACAAGCUUCAGCCAUCUGUCAGCAUGACAGGGUAUACAGGUCCUACUGAUUGGGACACUGUAUUGCUGACAGUGUCUCGGGGAACGCUAGCAUUGGACAAGCAAUUUUUUCAAAACAGCUUGGUGUUACUAUUUUAGAAUAAUUUUUAUAAAAAAAUAAAGCAACUGCACAUA
Anolis carolinensis (green anole) is the source of this 3407-nucleotide messenger RNA. It is a transcript of the gene itgb5, whose product is annotated as integrin subunit beta 5. Gene Ontology annotation, molecular function: integrin binding. Bases 531 to 2966 code for a protein of 811 amino acids. Gene Ontology annotation, cellular component: integrin complex; cell surface; focal adhesion. NCBI's taxonomy places the organism in Eukaryota, Metazoa, Chordata, Lepidosauria, Squamata, Anolidae. The transcript has 15 exons. Gene Ontology annotation, biological process: cell-matrix adhesion; integrin-mediated signaling pathway; cell migration. The record is from RefSeq and is a predicted model, not a curated record.